This is a messenger RNA of Geodia barretti, 547 nucleotides long. Lineage: Eukaryota; Metazoa; Porifera; Demospongiae; Tetractinellida; Geodiidae. The record is from the annotation of a GenBank genome assembly.
GACACACUGAGGGUAGUGUUUUUUAUUAACAUCUUCAAAAUUGGAUUCAUAUUCGUGGCAGUAUUCACAGGAGUAAGGUCGCUUGGGACACGCCCCCUUUUGGUGGGAAGCGAUGCGGUGACGCUGGAACCAAUCCCCACACCCAUGCUCACACUCUACCGCUACAAACUGACACCCAGUCAGCUGGUUAUCUUGAGAUGGAUUGCUAUUCAGGUGCUGUUCGUAUUCUCCAAGUUUCCCCCUCCAUUCACAGCCGUCGUUCUUGUUACAUGUUUGAGUUCUGUAGUCAGACACGACGUCAGAGGAUCAUUCAGAGGAACAGAACUGAGCGACUCAGUGACCUACUCGACUGGCAAACUCAGGGACAGUACUAUCGCACAGCCAGACGCAGAGCCCUGGAGACCACUCAUCCAGAGUACUACAGCAGUAAGAGGCGUGGCUCCUGAAGUGCCACGCCCACUUCUUCCACUCCUGGGUUCCGAUAUCCUCGCCCCCUGAGUGAGCCUCCAUCGCGACCUCCUAGUGAGAUUGGAGAUGAUGAGGAUGA